This is a messenger RNA of Vigna angularis (adzuki bean), 2364 nucleotides long. RefSeq lists its product as uncharacterized. The transcript is spliced from 15 exons. Lineage: Eukaryota; Viridiplantae; Streptophyta; Magnoliopsida; Fabales; Fabaceae. Gene Ontology annotation, biological process: peptidyl-serine phosphorylation; intracellular signal transduction. Bases 323 to 1981 code for a protein of 552 amino acids. The record is from RefSeq and is a predicted model, not a curated record. Gene Ontology annotation, molecular function: protein serine/threonine kinase activity; ATP binding.
UGAACGCCAUGUCAUGUACGAAUCAUGAUACAUACACAGAGAAAGACAGCUUGAAACACUGAAUAACGCGCAAAGUUGAUCUCUGUCAGUAGUUCUUCACUGAAGCCAUUGGCCAUUGUCGUUGCCAUUGCCCAACCAAUUUACUACUCUCUCCCUCUCUUUAGGGUUUCGGGGGAUCUAAAAAAGAAGAACCUUUCUUCAUAACUCGGGCAUCAAUUCUACUGUUUUGCCCUGGAAACGCUUGAAAUCGAGCAAUUAAGGGGUUUGGAAUGAAGUGUUGGGAAUGGUUAGAAGGUUGAUUGUUUAACAUUGAGGCGAGGAGAUGGAUUCUGCAAGGAGUUGGCUUCAGAAGUUCCAGCCUCGAGAUAGAACCAGGGCUGCUGCGAAGAAGAAGGAGGAGGAUAGUAUUGGAGGAAACGAGGAUUUGAAUGCGGCGGUGGAUGAAGCAGUGCUUUCCAGUGUCACGAAACAGAAGGUGGCCGCAGCAAAGCAGUACAUUGAAAAUCAUUACAAGGAGCAAAUGAAGAACCUUCAGGAGAGGAAAGAGCGUCGAACCAUCUUGGAAAAGAAGUUGGCUGAUGCUGAUGUCUCUGAGGAGGAUCAAAACAACCUGCUUAAAUUUUUAGAGAAAAAGGAAACUGAAUAUAUGCGCCUUCAGAGGCAUAAGAUGGGUGUUGAUGAUUUUGAGUUAUUAACAAUGAUAGGAAAAGGAGCAUUUGGAGAGGUCAGAGUCUGUAGGGAGAAGACUAGUGGUCAUGUGUAUGCAAUGAAGAAGCUAAAAAAAUCAGAGAUGCUCCGCAGAGGCCAGGUUGAGCAUGUUAAAGCUGAAAGGAAUCUCCUCGCAGAGGUUGACAGCAAUUGCAUAGUCAAACUUUAUUGUUCAUUCCAGGAUGCUGAAUAUUUGUAUCUUAUUAUGGAGUAUCUACCGGGUGGGGAUAUGAUGACUCUACUAAUGAGAAAGGAUACCUUGACCGAAGAUGAAGCCAGAUUUUAUGUUGGAGAAACUGUUCUGGCUAUUGAAUCUAUACAUAAACACAAUUAUAUACACAGGGAUAUCAAGCCAGACAAUUUGUUACUUGAAAGAUACGGGCACUUGAAAUUGUCAGAUUUUGGACUUUGUAAACCAUUAGAUUGCAAUACACUUGAAGAAAAGGAUUUUUCUGUGGGUCAGAAUGUGAAUGGAACUCCACAAAACGAAGAGCGGAUAACUCCUAAACGUUCACAACAAGAACAACUUCAACAUUGGCAAAUGAACAGGAGAACACUUGCUUAUUCCACAGUUGGUACACCAGAUUAUAUUGCUCCAGAAGUUCUUUUGAAGAAAGGUUAUGGGAUGGAAUGUGAUUGGUGGUCACUUGGAGCGAUUAUGUAUGAAAUGUUGGUGGGAUAUCCACCUUUUUAUUCUGAUGAUCCGAUGUUGACUUGUAGGAAGAUUGUAAAUUGGAAAGCUUAUUUGAAAUUUCCUGAAGAAGCUAGGCUGUCCCCAGAAGCUAAAAAUCUUAUUAGUAAACUUUUGUGUAAUGUAAAUCAGAGGCUGGGGUCAAAUGGUGCAGAUGAAAUAAAGGCUCAUCCAUUCUUCAAAGGUGUUGAAUGGGAUAAGCUGUAUCAUAUGGAAGCUGCAUUUAUUCCUGAGGUCAAUGAUGAGUUAGACACUCAAAAUUUUGAAAAGUUUGAUGAGUCUGACAGCCAAAGUCAAUCAUCGUCAAGAUCUGGUCCAUGGAGGAAGAUGCUUUCAUCUAAGGACUUAAAUUUUGUUGGAUACACAUACAAGAACUUUGAAAUUGUCAACGAUUAUCAAGUCCCUGGGAUGGCUGAACUGAAAAAGAAACAAUCCAAACCAAAGAGGCCAACCAUCAAGUCACUUUUCGAAACACCAGAGCAAGAGUUGUCCGACACAUCUGCUCAAGGAAGCUUUUUAAAGCUCUUGCCACCCCAGUUAGAGGUAUCUCGCAGAGACAAGAAUCUUCCUCCCAGGUCCUAACAAGCUUCUCGCGUGAUCUAUCCACUGACACAGUAGGAAUCAUAACUCAGCAUUUUAACCAUUUCCACCUUUAAAAUUUCACUCUUUGAUGCGUUUGAAUUUGUUCUUCAUUACACUAAUGGCUUGGACCAGUCUCGUCAGUGGCUCGCAACUAUUGAUUUGUAAAUCUCUUACUCCUCACCACCUCCCUUGUUACACAUGCUACACUAAAACAUACACCCAUUGUCUAUCAAUACUUCAUACCAUGUAUAUUCGCGUUCUCUUUUACAUUAAUGAUACCAAAGCAUUUAUCCAUGUAUCAUUGGAGUGUAGUAUAUAAGAACAACAUCUAUUUACAUUUUUUUUUUAAAUAUCAUUAAUUUGUAAGGGUUAUGGUUCGUUUA